GACCUACUUAUUCGGCUUCUUUUUCAAAUUUUUCUUCCGUUCAUUUCUAACGCUUGGAUAGUGCCGUGAGGGAGGGCGAUCGUUCAUUUUUACCGUGAAAAACUUGAUUUUCAUCGUCAAAUCGAAGAUUAAGUGGUCGAUUUGUGUGUGGGUGCUUGAUUUUCGUGGGAAGGAAAGGGGUUUUCUUCAUUUCAGACAUUUCUUCUUCGUAAGGUAUGAAAUCUCAUGUUCUUACCAUGUAUUCUUAAUUUUUUACCGUAUAAUCGUAGAUUUGAAGACUUUGAGUGUUUUUCAUUAAGUUUACCAUAGGAUUUCGUUUUUUUUUUUGAAGAUAUGGAUCCUACAUAGCAAUGGUGCGAAAGGGUGAAGGAGAAUAACCGUUUGAAACUCAAAUGUGGCUUCUGUGGGAAUACACUUUCAGGAGGGAUUAUUAGAAUGAAACACCAUUUGGCAGGGACCUCCAAAGAUGCGUCUCCUUGUGUUGGAGGACCAAACAAACCUUUGCCUCCAUUUGUGCGUCAACAAUGUUUAGAUAUGCUUCAUGCUUUACGUCAAAAGAGAAUACAAAAAGAAAUUGAAGAUGCAGAUGUAGGCUAUAAUGUGCCUUUGGGAGAUGAAGAAGAAGAGGAAGAAGCUUAUGAAUGUGAUGAUGAAGACGAUAGCAGUCUAAGAACAGAUUUGGAGACCUCAAGAGGUAGAGAUCGUAGAGGAAAAGGGAUUAUGUAUGAAGGAGGUCGAUCUGGCAUAACGGGAAGGAAGAGGAGAGGCACAACAGAUGUUAGGGCCAGGCGUGGUAUGCGACCACCUAGUGGUAGAGUUCCUACUGGUAAGUCUAGUGUUGGCUCUCCCUUCAUAUACCAGCCCAGGUGGUCAGCCGCAGAUUCGUGCUGCUAUGACAUCUAAAGAUAUGCUAUAUCAUGCACAAAAGCAGGUAGGGAAAUGGUUUUAUGAUGCAUGUAUUCCAUUCAAUGCAGCUAAUUCUUUUCAAUUCCAAGCCAUGACAGAUGCAAUUGCUUCUAUAGGCCCCGGAUUCAAAAUGCCAUCAUAUCAUCAGUUGAGGGGCAAAAUUCUUCAGGAUAUAGUCAAAGAAGUGUCUGAGCAUUGCGAUGAGUUGAAAUUAUGUUGGAAGGAAACAGGUUGCUCCAUUAUGUCAGAUGGUUGGACUGAUACAAGGUCAAGAACACUUGUAAAUUUUCUUGUUUAUUGCCCUAAAGGUACAAUGUUCUUGAAAUCUCUUGACUUGUCUGAUGUUCCUAAGACUGCUGAGAUUUUAUUCAAUGUUUUUGAUAAUGUCGUACAAGAAGUUGGACCUGCAAACAUUGUACAGUUUAUUACAGAUAAUGCUGCAAAUUAUAGAGCUGUAGGAGAUUUGUUAUUUCAAAAGUAUAGAACAUUUUAUUGGAGUCCAUGUACCACUCAUUGUGUUAAUCUAAUGCUUCAAGAUCUUAAUGAGAUGCAUGAUAUGAAAUCAGCCAUUGACCAAUGUCAAGAGGUAACAAAAUUUAUCUAUAAUCAUGCAUAUGUAUUGAGUUUGAUGAGAAAAUUUACAAAAGGAGUUGAAUUAAUACGACCUGCACAAACUAGAUUUGCCACAAAUGUAUUGACUGUGCAGAGUGUGGUGAAACAAAGAACUCCUUUGAGACAGAUGUUUGCUAGUGAAGAAUGGGCUGCAUAUCCACAUGCUCAUAAAAGAAAUGCUUCUUUAGUUGUGGAUAUUAUAUUCAAUAACCUAUUUUGGGAAUCAUGUGUGAAGCUAUUGAAGGUUUGUGUUCCAUUAGUUAAGGUUCUCAGGUUGGCUGACAGCGAGGACAGACCUUCUAUAGGGUACUUAUAUGAGGCUAUGGACAAAGCAAAAGAGGCAAUUCGAGACAACUUAAAGGAAAAGAAAAAGUUAUAUAUGUCCAUAUGGAAGAUUAUAGAUAAAAGGUGGACUGGACAGCUUCAUCAACCUCUUCAUGCAGUAGCUUAUUAUCUAAAUCCUGCAAUUAGAUUUUCUCCUACAUUUAAGGACAGAGAAGUCAUGCAUGGUUUGUUAGAUUGUAUUAAUGUGUUAGUGGAAGAUUCUACAGAACAAGAUGCUGUGCACAAUGAGUUGGAUCUAUAUGAUAGUUGUUUUCGGAACAUGGGACUACCUGCCGCUGUUCGAGCCAAGACAACGAUGCGUCCAGAUUUGUGGUGGAAUAGGUAUGAGUUUGAUUGUCCAAACUUAGCACGUUUUGCAGUCAAAGUCCUCAGCCAGACAUGCAGUGCUAGUGGAUGCGAAAGGAACUGGAGUGUGUUCCAACAUAUCCAUAACAAAAAAAGGAAUAGGCUCGAACAUAAAAGGUUGAAUGACCUUGUCUUUGUUCGAUAUAAUAUGAGGUUGAAACAAAGAGAAUUAGAAAAAUCAUUAGCAAGGAAGCACACAUCUCAGUUCGAUCCUAUCAACUUGGAAAAUUUUGACGAUCUAGAGCCAUGGAUUGAAGAAGAACCAGCUACAAUAUUUGAUGAUGAAGAUCUUGAAUGCUUCAACCUUGAAGUUGAAGCAACAGAAGGCUUUGUUGAUGAAGGAGAGUCUGCUACUGCUGGUGCUGGUGCUGAAUAUGUUGGUGAAGAUCUUCCAAUUCUUGACGAUGAAGAAGAAGAAGAAGAUGAAGAUGAAGAUGAUGAAGAUUAUGAAUGAUGAAUCAUGAAUGAGAGUCAAGUCAAGAGUGCUUUCAUUUUAUAUGCAUCAAAAACU
This is a messenger RNA of Nymphaea colorata (pocket water lily), 2719 nucleotides long. RefSeq lists its product as uncharacterized. The transcript has 3 exons. NCBI's taxonomy places the organism in Eukaryota, Viridiplantae, Streptophyta, Magnoliopsida, Nymphaeales, Nymphaeaceae. The coding region runs from base 776 to 2662 and encodes 628 amino acids. Gene Ontology annotation, molecular function: protein dimerization activity. The record is from RefSeq and is a predicted model, not a curated record.